This is a messenger RNA of Rhizophagus irregularis DAOM 181602=DAOM 197198, 903 nucleotides long. NCBI's taxonomy places the organism in Eukaryota, Fungi, Glomeromycota, Glomeromycetes, Glomerales, Glomeraceae. The record is from RefSeq and is a predicted model, not a curated record.
AUGGAUAUAAUAAAUCAACUUCCGGAUCGUUUAUUAUUCGCAAUACCAAAAAAAGGACGACUUCAUGAACAGUGUAUAUCUUUACUUAAAGGAGCUGAUAUAAAUUUUCAUCGUCAUAAUAGGUUAGAUAUCGCCUUAGUAAAAAAUUUACCUCUCGCACUUAUAUUCCUUCCAGCAGCUGAUAUCGCAAAAUUUGUUGGAGAUGGAAAUGUUGAUCUGGGUAUAACAGGUCAAGAUAUGGUAGAAGAAUGUGAAGUUAGUGAUAAAAUUGAUGAAAUUAUGGAAUUAGGUUUUGGUCAUUGUAAAUUACAAGUACAAGUACCUAUUAAAAGUGGUAUAAAUAAAGUUGAAGAAUUAGUUGGUAAAAAAGUUGUAACUAGUUUUGAUGUUUUAUCUUCAAAAUAUUUUUCUCAAUUAGAUAAAGAUAAUUUAACUGAUAAAGAAAAAGAUGAAGGUAAAAAAACUAAAAUUGAAUAUGUUAGUGGUAGCGUUGAAGCUGCUUGCGCUCUUGGAUUGGCUGAUGGUAUCGAAACCGGAGAAACAAUGAAAGUAGCAGGUUUACAUGCAAUUUCAACAGUACUUGAAACACAAGCCAUUUUAAUUCGAAACAAAAACCCUGCCAAUCCAUAUUUAGUUUCUAAAAUAACUUCUCGACUUAAGGGUGUAAUAGCAGCAAAAAAAUAUGUUUUAUUAAAUUAUAAUAUUAUAAGAGAUAAUCUUAGAGAAGCAACAAAAAUUACACCAGGUCGUCAAGCUCCUACGAUUAGUCCUUUAGAUGAUGGUAAUUGGGUUGAAGUUCAAAGUAUGGUAGUAAAAGAAGAAGUAGCUGAAAUUAUGGAUAAAUUGGAAGAAAUUGGUGCAAGAGAUAUUAUGUUGUUUAAGAUUGAUAAUUGUAGAGUUUAA